AUGUCGUUCUCUUCAGCCACCGCGUGCUGUUGUUCGUCGUCGUCGGCGCACUCUUACGCGACGGCAUCAUCAUCAUCAUCGAAAAACAGAGGAGGAACGAAUAAAACAUCGACAUCGUUACGGCAAAAAUCGAGAAGCGUGACGAGAGCAGUCAAAGUGGCUGCGGACGCUGAAACUGCCGAGAAUACGACGACGACGACGAAUACUAGCGCAGCCCCAGAAGCGGCAUCAUCAGCAGCAGCAUCGGUAUCAUCAGCAGCAGCAGCGACGACGGAGAAACCAGAGCCGGAGUUGAAAUCAGACAUGGGCGUGGACUACGCCCCAUUCCGAGACCUCUUGAAAUCCGGCGAGUGGGAAAAAGCGGACGACGAACACAGACGCCUGAUGUGCGUCUUGGCGGGUGAAGACGCCGAGGACCGAGAGUGGGUGUAUUUCACCGAGGUGAAAAAUAUGCCGGUGACUGAUUUAAAAACCGUCGACGCUCUUUGGUCGCACUUCUCCGGAGGAAGGUACGGGUUUGCGAUUCAGAGAAAGUUAUGGGUGGCACAAAAGAGGAAUUGGGCGAAAUUUUUUAAGAAAAUCGAUUGGACGACGGGAGAGAAUGGGGACUAUCGCAAGUUUCCGAACGAGUUUUUAUGGCGAGCGGACGCGGCGCCGGGGCACAUGCCGCUGACGAACGCGUUGAGAGGGACGCAGUUGUUUGAGGCGUUGAUGGAGCACCCGGCGUUUGCGCCGCCGAAGACGGCGGCGGAGAUUCAAGCGGAGGAGUUGGCGAAGGUGCAAGACCAAGUUACCGGCGCGGUUUCGAGAGCGCAGGGCGAAUUCGGAGACUUGAUGAGAAAAGGUUUGAAAGGCUUGAAGAAACCGGAUUGGAUGUCUUGA
This is a messenger RNA of Bathycoccus prasinos, 882 nucleotides long. RefSeq lists its product with no specific name. The transcript has 2 exons. Gene Ontology annotation, cellular component: chloroplast. NCBI's taxonomy places the organism in Eukaryota, Viridiplantae, Chlorophyta, Mamiellophyceae, Mamiellales, Bathycoccaceae. The record is from RefSeq and is a predicted model, not a curated record. The coding region runs from base 1 to 882 and encodes 293 amino acids. Gene Ontology annotation, molecular function: tetrapyrrole binding. Gene Ontology annotation, biological process: chloroplast-nucleus signaling pathway.